AUGCGUGGGGGUAGUCUCUUCUUUACUUUCUACUCUUUCCUUAUGACAUUUGAUUCAGCCUUCCCCAUGGAAGCACCUUUGGCAGUGAAGCCACUGCAAGUUGUCUUACUUGCCCAAGAGAUUAUAGAAGCUAAACUUUCUGCUGUGGAAGAAGACAUUACUUACUUAGAGAAAAAACGAGCCUGUUACGUCCAGCAGAGGCUGGAGAUAGCAUGUGAACUGCAGAGAAGGCAAAUGCUGGCUAUGCCUAUUGGUCAGCUCCCUUUCGAACAUAUAGUUCAGUUCCUCACUGACAGAGACGUGGCGAGGCUAUCCGCUACUAGUCGUCAUUACCGUGUGGCGUGUCGCGACCCUAUUAAAGGGAAAUUGAUGGUCCCUCACAUUGCCCAUGGUGGAACCAGUUCUGCGUCCUUUGGUCGCACCAUGAAGGCUGUGAGCCGACUGUGUCUGCCAAGCAUCGAGAGCAUGAAACUAGAUGCCCGGAAAUCAGGGGCGCAUGGCCUUCUCUCGGCACUGUCUCGCCUAAGUGCGGGUUCGGUAUCGAAUCUUCGGACCUUACGGGUCAACUGCGCUGCUGAGAGGGAGUUCUUUGUUGACAAUCUGCUGGAGUUCUGCACUGAGGUGAUGGCACCCAACCAGCUGGAGUCACUCCAUAUUAGCGGCCUUCGAAGCUUCGAUGCCUUGUGCGAAAUUCUGCGAGCCCAUAGCGCCUCUCUCAAGACGGUGCGAGCGGACUAUUUUGUAGCGGGACACGAGACGGCAUUCGAGAAGGAGGCCCUACCUAUCAUGCCGAAGCUUACAUCAUUAGCUCUUGAUGUGGCAGAUGUGACGACGAUAUCGGCGUCAUUCGCACUGGAAAUGCUCAACGCUAUUGAGCGACCUGAAAUGGUUACGCGAUUGUAUCUUCCUCACGUUGAAAUCAGUGGAGACAGUCACGAUGUUAGUGCUGUAACUAAAGCACUUAGUCGCUUCACUUCUUUGAAGCAACUAGUCCUGAGAUUCGGCUUCAUGCCAGUUAGUGUCGAGAAGCUCAUCAGGAUGCGGCAGAUGGACUUGGGACACCUUCCAGCUGUCUGCAUAUCCGAUCACUUCAUUGUCGCCAUGGAGAAAUGGGCACCCUGGUGGCCUAGCAUUGCUGAGGUGUGGGAGAAGGAGGAUGGGAUUACUGGACUGUCGGUAUUUCACGAGCAGAUCGACUUUGAGGCUCUCGGCACUUCGGCGGCUCGAGAGUGGUCCAAACUUAGUCCCGAGGAACAGCAAAUCCACUCGUGGGCUGGCAAUCCAAUAUGGAAACACAUCUCGCUGGUAACAGUUGUCUAUCUCAGGGAGGGGUAUAUUGCUAUGCUGACUGUUCUCCUCCCUCUUUCAAUUGGUGUUUAUUUUCUACCCUCGUACCAGGAGUUGGCCUCUGUCUUUGUCGAGCUCAUCGGUGUGGCCGCUAUGUGCUUGGGAGUGGUGUACGGUUACCGCUUCGCGAGGAAAAAGUCUAGUAGGAAAGUAUUUCUCGAUAAGUGUUGUAUACCACAGGAUGAUCCAGUAGCUAAGCAAAGGGGUAUAUGCAGUAUCAGUGUCUUUAUCCAUCACUCUAAUAAGCUGGUGAUCCUCUGGACCCCAGACUACUUCUCGAGACUUUGGUGCGUCUUCGAAGUGGCGUCCUUCAUGCGAACACAUAGCCCGGAUGCAAUAAUCUUAGUAUCUUCACUACAGAGUCGGUUUUGUAUUUCGGUCACUGCUUGCGAAGUCGCACUUUUGGUAACCGUCAUCAUUACUGAUUUCUUGUUCAAAAUCCACCCAUUAUCACUGUAUGGUCCUCUGGUUGUACUGAUCAUUAUAGAGGUGGUAAUCACUUUAAUAAUCUGUUUCGAAGUCAUAUCUGGCUUUGUUCCGGCGAAGGCAAAACUCAACAAGCAAGUCGAAGCCUUCCGUGUUGAAGAAGCACAGUGUAGUCUCCCAGAAGAUACUCGUGUACUGCGUCAAACCAUUGCCCGAUGGUAUGGUUCGGAAGCUCAAUUCGAGGAUAGUCUAAGGACUAACUGGCCACGACUAGGAGCCACUCAAGUUCCUGAGUGGUCUUUGAGUGGUAGAAGUCUUGGAAUAGUGAUAUUCCCUUAUGUAAUUAUUUCGGCACCACGAAUAGCCUCUCUUAUAUCUUCGCCUACGAUAGCUCCUAACGACAACUGGUUGCUCUAUGUUCGAGACGUGCUCAUCGCAUGCAUUAUGUUGGCUUGUCGUACACCCUUGCUAGCGUUUGUUGCUUGCAAGCUCACAUCCUCGGCUAAGAGGCGUGGAAUAUCCAACUGGCCUGUGGUUAUCGUCGUUAUAUGCUUUGGUUUGGUAUACGAUAUGGCAGAGAUAGUUGGAGGAGGCGUUGCGUUGUUCGAUUCGAACCUAGCAACACAGCUCAAGCUUCCCGAACCCUAUGGAUGGGUAUUCGUCAUCCCAGCCUUCAUUUGUGCCUUCGCCGUCUGGUGGACUUACCGUGGUCAUGCGAUUCGGUUACGCCGGAGACGUCCUCAGAAAUCGCCCCAAAGCGUGUAUGGAGGCUUCAACUCGACUCUAGUCUUUCACCUCAAAACCUGCAUCUGUCGCGAUUCGCGUCGAGAAGAAAAGGGUCACUCCAAAUAUGGGGAAGAUGACAUUCGACGAUCUUUUGCUACACCGUCAGACCAACGAGAAGCAACUCUUCGGACUCUCCAGCGUAUAUCGGACUUGCUCGACACGGGUCUCACUCCUCGUCAGCUACGACUAUGUGUGGCACUGUUGGAAACUCGGAUUGUUAAUCCCGAAGCACUAGCCCAUGUAAUUACCGAGAUUAGGAGAGAGUGUGGUACAGUUGGAGAUGGCGAGAACGAUGGAGUAGCCCGAGGAAACGUUGCACGUGUUGAUGAUUAA
This is a messenger RNA of Perkinsus marinus ATCC 50983, 2892 nucleotides long. RefSeq lists its product as hypothetical. The coding region runs from base 1 to 2892 and encodes 963 amino acids. The record is from RefSeq and is a predicted model, not a curated record. The transcript is spliced from 11 exons. Lineage: Eukaryota; Perkinsozoa; Perkinsida; Perkinsidae. Gene Ontology annotation, biological process: gamma-tubulin complex localization. Gene Ontology annotation, cellular component: gamma-tubulin ring complex.